AUGCCGUCUGAUAAAAAGAGACUAUCCAGUGGCCUCACAGUCACUUCCAAGGUCUUUGUGAUGUCCAGGAAUGGAAGUGCUACCAAAGUUGUCAGAGAGCACUAUCUUCGUGAUGAUAUCGUAUGCUAUUCCACUGCUUGUAACAAAUGUGCAGAAUUAAUCAAAGAAAACCCCGAUGGCCAAAUUCCAAACAUCCAGUUGUCCGACGUUCCUGCCAAAUUACAGAACGAAAGACACUAUAUAGUUGUUGAUACGAACAUUGUUUUGCUGGCUAUUGACUUGUUGGAAAAUACAGAAUGUUUUUACGACGUGAUAAUCCCUCAAACUGUUCUUGAUGAAGUGAAGAAUAAAUCGUUUCCUAUUUACCAGAGAUUGAGAAGCUUGGUGAAAGCAGAGGAAAAACGGUUCGUGGUAUUCCAUAACGAGUUUCAUGAGGGAACCUAUGUUACCAGAAAACAUGGUGAAUCAAUGAACGAUAGAAAUGACAGAGCCAUCAGAAAAGUUGUAAGCUGGUACGACAAUCAUAUAAAUCACGACAAUUCCAUCGAGAAGAUCAACUUGGUAUUUGUGUGCAAUGAUAAGGACUGCAGAAAGAAGGCUGAAGCUGAGGGUAUCUAUACAAAAUCACUUGUUGACUACGUUGAGAUGUUACCUAAGGCAGACUAUCUCAGAGAAUUGGUUUCCAAUGACAACCAAACGUUCACCGAAUUCCAAAAUGAAGCCAAGUACCAAGAAUACUAUUCCGAGGCUAGGAUUAUGGCCGGUGUGAAAAACAAGUCUCUUUUCAAGGGUAUUUUAAACAUCUCCAGAUACAACUUCUUGCAGGGUACGGUUCAAGUGCCGGACUUCAAGAAACCACUUUUGGUGGUGGGAACCAAGAACCUCAAUAGAGCUUUCAACAGCGAUCUUGUGGUGGUGGAGCUAUUACCUCAAGAUAAAUGGAGAUCACCUUCCUCUACUAUUGUAGAGGAGGGUUCUAUUGAUGAUUACGACAAUCCUGAUGAUGACGAUGAUGGUGCCACCGCUUCAAACGGUAUUAUUCCUGAUAAAGAACGGAUUCUUUUAGCCCAAGAAGCUACUAAGGCUAUCACUUUAGCCUCUUCGGGGAAUACGGAUGUUGAACAUAAACUCCAACCCACCGCAAAGGUUGUGGGCGUUAUCAGAAGAUCAUGGAGAUAUUACGUUGGACAAAUUGCACCCACUUCUGUUUCUGCUGAUGACAAUGGGAAUGCUUCUAGAGCUUGUUUUGUUGUUUUGAUGGACACAGUGUUGCCAAAAAUCAGAAUCAGAACCAGGAGAGCCAAGGAGUUGUUGGGCAAGAGAAUAGUCAUAUCGGUUGACUCCUGGGAGGCUACUUCAAAAUACCCUCUGGGCCAUUUCGUCCGGUCUCUUGGUGAUAUCGAAAGCACUGAAGCUGAAACUGAAGCUCUCUUACUUGAGCAUGAUGUUGAAUAUAGACCGUUUGCAACCAAUGUUUUGAACUGUUUGCCUAAAGAAGGAGACAAGUGGAAAGUUCCUGAAAAUUUGGAUAAUGGCGACGAGCAAUUGAAGAAGAGAAAGGAUUUGAGAGGCGAAUUGGUGUGUUCUAUUGAUCCACCAAACUGUGUGGACAUUGACGAUGCAUUGCAUGCCAAGCCAUUACCAAACGGAAACUUUCAAGUGGGGGUUCAUAUUGCCGAUGUUACUCAUUUCGUGAAGGCAAACACUGCAUUGGACGAUGAGGGUGCUUCUAGAGGUACUUCUGUCUACUUGGUGGAUAGAAGAAUCGAUAUGUUGCCUUUGUUGUUAGGAACAAAUCUUUGCUCUUUAAACCCAUACAUUGAUAGAUACGCAUUUUCCGUGAUCUGGGAGGUUGAUAAGGAUGCCAAUAUCGUGAGCGUGGAAUUCACCAAGUCCAUAAUCAGAUCCAGAGAAGCAUUCUCAUACGAGGCUGCGCAAAAGAGGAUUGAUGAUAAGCUGCAAAAUGAUGAGCUCACCAAAUCAAUGAGAAUAUUAUUGAAUUUGUCGAAGAAAUUAAAACAAAAACGGUUAAAUAAUGGUGCCUUAAACUUAGCUUCUCCAGAAGUAAAAGUUCAUAUGGAUAGUGAGACUUCGGAUCCUGGUGAGGUUGAAAUCAAGCAAUUACUUGAAACUAAUUCUUUAGUUGAAGAGUUCAUGUUGUUUGCCAAUAUCUCUGUGGCUCGUAAAAUCUACGACUCAUAUCCUCAAACUGCUAUGCUUAGAAGGCAUGCUCCACCUCCCGCUUCUAAUUUUGAACAAUUGAACGAUAUGUUGAGUGUUCGCAAGAAUGGUAUGCACAUUUCUUUGGAGAAUUCAAAGGCUUUGGCUGAUUCUUUGGACAAUUGCAUUGAUCCCAAAGAUGAAUAUUUCAACACCUUGGUAAGAAUUAUGUCCACUAGGUGUAUGAUGGCAGCUGAGUACUUUCCUUCCGGAUUUUUUGGAUAUUCUGACUUCAAGCAUUACGGUUUGGCAGUGGAUAUUUAUACCCACUUCACAUCUCCUAUUAGAAGAUACUGUGAUAUUGUUGUCCAUAGACAGCUUGCUGGGGCUAUCGGCUACGAGGAUUUGGCCCAAAGCCACAGAGACAAGAACAAGAUGGAAUUUAUUGUCAAGAAUAUCAACAAACGUCAUAGAAAUGCCCAAUUUGCCGGAAGAGCCAGUAUAGAGUAUUAUGUGGGGCAAGUCAUGAAGCUGAAUGAAUCGAUCCAGGAAGGAUAUGUUAUCAAAUGUUUCAACAAUGGUAUUGUUGUAUUGGUACCCAAGUUUGGUAUUGAAGGUUUAAUCAGAUUGGAAGAUCUUGGAGACACAGACUCGGCCAUUUAUGACGAAGACAAGUUUGAACUUCACUUCAAUGAUCUCCACAAGAACAAGAGAACUAUCGGUGUUUUCGAUAAGGUCAAGGUCGAAAUCAAGUCUAUCAAAGAUGAAAUAUCUGGAAAGAGGAAGGCCCAAUUGAUACUUCAAUAA
Molecule: messenger RNA, 2967 nt
Organism: Yamadazyma tenuis ATCC 10573
Lineage: Eukaryota; Fungi; Ascomycota; Pichiomycetes; Serinales; Debaryomycetaceae
Gene: DIS3
Product: exosome catalytic subunit
Biological process (GO): rRNA catabolic process
Cellular component (GO): cytoplasmic exosome (RNase complex); nuclear exosome (RNase complex)
Molecular function (GO): RNA binding; 3'-5'-RNA exonuclease activity; endonuclease activity
Source: RefSeq, a predicted model, not a curated record